Molecule: messenger RNA, 7266 nt
Organism: Dermacentor andersoni
Lineage: Eukaryota; Metazoa; Arthropoda; Arachnida; Ixodida; Ixodidae
Source: RefSeq, a predicted model, not a curated record
ACCUCCAGUGAGUAGUAUGUGUCGUGUGGCUGUGUCGUAAAAGCACGCCGAUCGACCUCGGCGUUCGUUCCUCGAUCGCGCGCCUACUUCCGCUGACAGGAAAUGCGUGCAAACACAUCGAUUAGGAUCUGGACCAAAGCUUCAUUGUGGCUCAAACAUUCCACGGCUUACAGUGGCUUCCCUGCGCACGGAUAGAAGCACGAAAACGUCAGUCACGAAACUUCUCAACCCUGUAGUGCCCUGUUUAGAGCGACCGGAUUUCUGGAGCAGGGACGGUGCUUGCAGCGCGGAUUCUAUUUAUACUUUGCAUCACUGUCCGAGCGCGCCACCAGCUCCUCGGACCCGAUUAGCAGGGUGACAGAUGUUGCAGAAAACAGCUAUUUAUAACCUAACCGAGGACAGUACAGCGAGGGCCAGGCGCGAAGAAAAUUUCUCUUCACAACUAGGGCGCCGCUCCAGAGAUCUGAAUGUAAGCUUUUCUUUCUGCAUUUACGAAAGCGCGUAUUGGCUUGAAUAUCGCGCCUGGCAUGCUGCGGCAAGAAUUUGGGAGACCGCCAGAAUUCGUAGGGCCAAGCGAAUGACGGUUACUGUGACCGCGAGGCAGAGCGCGGCCGUGCGCGAACGCGGGUGCCUUGCGUCUUUAGCGCGAGCGAGAGCGCGCAGCUGCGUGGGGAGCGGCUCUUUCAAGUGUGUCGGCGGCACACCUCGGAGCUCAGCAGGUGUUCCGGUCGGUCGUAUCGGUCGCGCUGAACAGGCGCUCUGCCCAUAUCACUUUUCCUCGGAUCGUGCGUUGCGCCGCCUAAACUACUAGCACCGGUGCCCGUUGGAAAAGCUGCGAGCUCAGCGCUCCAAGAUGUGCGGCUGAGGGGCAGUGGUAGAAGCCCCUGCAACGUACUGGUGCCUAGUUAGGGAGAACACAUCAUUUGGUGCCCUGGAGCUGAGCGCUGGCGUCAGGCGGCGAGCGCCUGCGGAUGCAGCCUUAUGCGGGCGAAGAGCUUCCUUCUUUUGCUGGCCUGCAUUGUGGUGACCAGCACCCUCAUUUGCCUCUAUGGGGACCCAAAACCCGCCCUGGACGGGCUCGUCUCAGAGACCCACCGGCAGCUCAGCAACCUCAAAAACCUCAAGGUUGUUCCUGAGCAGCGUGAUCCUCAGGAGCUCGAGCGGUACCUGUUGCACCUGGGGCUGUCUCCAGCCACACCUUCAGAGGGGGGCCCCUCCUCAGCUGCCCUCAUGGCGAACGAGAGUGGUCCACUACCACCUGUUGUAGGCACCGCCAUGGGUGUCGACCAGCUGGGACGGCUGCCAGGCUUCCUCGAGGCCUGCCAGGCACACUUCCCUGACCACUCUGUGGUCGUCUAUGCUCUGGACUUUGGCACUGCUGAGCUGCUCACAGCACAAAACAUGUGUAACUCUAGUAACUGCACCUUGCGCACACUCAACUUUGACUUCUACCCACCUCAUGUGAGCAACCUCAAAAUUUAUGCCUACCGGCCAAUCAUAAUUCAGGAGCUGGUUCGCGAGUCUGGUGGCGUGCUGUGGGUGGAGCCGGACUACCAGCUGACGAGCGCACCUGACCCACGCCGGGUGGUGGGCCGGGCACUGCGCGAGGGGCUGGCUGCGCCCUGGGCCUCCCAGCCACAACCAACCUCGGCCCUCACCCACCUGGGCAUGUUUGAGUUCCUUAGAGCGCCCCGCGAGCACUUCUUCUUCCAGCGCAUGGUUGAUCCCUCUGUGCUUCUUCUGUUCGACUCACCACAGGUGCGGGGUCGGCUGAUGCUGCCGUGGGUGCGGUGCGCCCUGGUGGCAGACUGCAUCACUCCUGUGGGGGCCCAGAGUACGGGCUGUCGCUUUGACAAGAAACCUCUCUACCGGUACUCCGGAUGCCAUAGGUACGAUGUAUCGGCUUUAAACAUUAUCCUGGGCCUGCUCUACGAGAACAACCGGCAGCCGUACGUCUUUCAAGACGAGGACCACUUCUUCCGGAGGAUCGUGGACGGCAGCGACAUGCCACUGUCCGGUCAGCCCGAGGCCAACAGCACAGCCAACCGCUCGACCACCCGAUGAUGGUGGCACACUCGUCCUCCAGGCGCUGGACAAUUUUGCGCACACCUUGCUGCUGCUGCUGCUGCCUCUGCUGCCACGACGAAUUCCGGCACAGAUGGCAGUCCUCCGCAGCUUGUGCGUGCAACUGCUGUUGCCCGCUUUUUAGCCAGCACCGAGUUUGUCUUCUCGAGUUGUUUCUUCCAUAUUGCUGAGGCACUGGAAAACGCUUGCAGGUUAGAGCAUUCGAAUCUUAAAUUCUAGGGAUGCAUGCACGUGGCAAUCGAUGUGGGUUCAGGCUAGCGUUGAGAUAAGAUAGUAUACAGAGUAAAGAAGUUGCACCAUCGUUGGCCCCCCCCCACAUUGAUUGUCAUGGGUCAAGAGGUGAUCUAACGGUGCUUCACCAGUGAAAUUUUAUUGUUGAUUCUCUUAUGGCUUCCAUUGUCAGACUGAGUAGGAGCUUGCUCGAUCGCAUUGAGGCAAACUUGCAGCAGUUGUCUUGCAUCCACUUCUCCGUUUGCUGGCUGUCAUACUUUGUUUUGACAGGUGAUGUAUGGCUGUGUGCCUAAGAUGCACACUCAUUGAAUGGUGAGUGUGCUCGCCAUCAGCCCCGAGGUAAUGCGCACGGGCCAGGUGCCUGCACUGGCCAAAUUAGGAAUUGGGACAUUUUGAAAAUGUCACGUCAGUCUCCCCAACUCCCCAAUUGAUAUAAGCCUUCGUUUAUAUCAAUUCCAUGCCCUUUGGGAGAAGUACGUGGUUUAGCUGUUUGAGAAAACGUAAUUCAAAUUGGGGUCAAAAUCUAUAAUCCAGGUGCUGCUUUUGCAUCGAUUUUUUUUGUUCAGCAAGGAAAUUUCGCGAGCUGCCAUGUUCUUGCAGCUGGAUGCUCCAUGAGCAGAUCUGGUGAUGGACACAUUUUCCGCUGCCCAAAUCUUUUAUUUUUGUUGCAUGUAGUGGAGUCGUCUUGCUUUAUUUCACAGCUCAAGAACAAUAUGCCUAGCACGGACAAUAUGCUGCUUAGCGUUGUAAGCCCGUCUCGAGACAGAUGGAGCGUGCUGUGGUUUGUUUUCGUUUCUGUUGAAGUUUGAACAUGCCGUUGUUAUUGUUCUAAAAAAAAGUCUUCUUGGCUUUCUAUCUGUGUGCCAACGCUAAAGUCGCAUGUGGUGACUGCCACCAUUACAUUUAGCACCACCAGAUUGCAUGAGAGCUCAAUGCAUGCUUGUAUUACCAGUGCUAAUUGGUGCACGAUGGUAAUGCUUUAACCGGGAAAUGAAGGCUAUCAGAAGCUCUGAGAACCGGGCGUGACUUAGCAGUUACAAAGAACAAAACGCUACUGAGCACUUCCAUUUAAACUACCAUUUCAUAUGUUUGCAGCUAACUAGGUUCUUGCCAAUUACAUCCAGAUUGGUUGUACCUGGACGAGUCUUUCAUAAAAGCGGCUUCAUUCAUUGUUUUGGUGAACCUGACAUCAUCAGCAUUGAGGCAGCCAACAAUGAUAGUUAGCCUGAUUUGUAGCAAGUGUGAAGGGUAAUCAGCGGUAUGGUGUUUUGGAAUGUGCAGCUUGAAUUGGUCGUCGUUAAGCACCAUUCUGCUGUUGCAGAUACAGUGCGCAUGUCAUCACUUUGCGAGGAGCAAAUUGCCAACUCUAGCCAGCCUGCAGGGUCAUCCUGUUGACAUAUGUUGUCUCUUUUUUGGGCGGCAACCCAGCAAUUUGAUGAUCAACACGGAAAAAAACAGUUGGAGCAUGGUAAAACAGAGCUUUGUUUGAUAAUCUAGUAGGGUAAAGAAACACCCUGGCUACUGGCAUUGCAGAAGCAGCGGGACUUUUUAUGUCUACAUUAGUCAGCUGUAUCGUCACUAGUUUACCCACAUGUAUAGGUUGUUUGCACAUACAUAUCCUGUGUUUUUGAGCCAUACAUUAGUUUUAGCAACCUGCUGGAAUUCAGUGCCAGGCUAGUCAGUGCAACCUUGACUGCACAAAAUACCCAUCUUGCCUCCCCUUUCAGUGUUCCCUGCUGUCCCUUAUUUUCUUUCACGUCAUAUUCCCUUAGAUGUGUUCUUUUUGUUAUUCCGUGUGGUUGUUUUUUCCCACUGUACAAGACUCGGAUCCGCCUUCUGGAACGAUUGCUCAAUAAGGUACCGUUUUCAGUUUGCACUGCGUGGCUAAAUUGACCGAUAAAGAAAAGGAAAUCGUUGGGCAAUAGUGGUUCCUGCCCACAUUAUUCUCACGUUUGCUCCACCUCCAUCGCUUUCCACAUGAUGGCCACAACAAGCGUGGCAAUGUCGGGGUGUGCACCCGGUAAACACGCAGGCAUUCCUUUUGAGAGUUGCACCACUUGAAAGCGAAAAUAUAGCCAAGCGGUGAUCGUUCCAGAAUACAACCCCUUUACCAGCACUUGCUGCUGUUAAGCUUUGGUGCACACACAUUUCAUGCCGUCUGUUGAACAAACGGAUUACAUUUAGUUUCGUUUACGCAGAUAGAGUAUGUAGGCUACAUUGUGUUCAUUCAAGGUCCCCCCCCACCCCCCAAGCUUUUUUCGUUGUUAUUUAGGGGCUGUGUGCAUGUUAUAGCAAUACCUUAGCGAUAUAUUUGUGCUGCUUCCAAAGCGAGUUUGGUCAGUGGUUAUGAAGUGUAUUACAAUGUCUUUCCUUUCUUUCUUUAUUUCUUCUUUUUUUUUUCUUUUGGUUCUGCAGAAGCAUGCAGUAUUCCCACAUUGCAUUCCAAUUCAUUUGUUUGAAUUGGUCCUGGCUUGCAAGUGAAAGCAGCAACUGCUUGCCUUCUGAGGAGCUGACCUUCUGAGCCAGUAUUGAUUAUAUGUCAGGUUCUUCCAUGCGAGAACUCUUGUGCGAGCACUUGGGACACUCAACAGACGUUUACUGCUUGAAUGUCUGCUAUUAUUUGAGGCAUGGGGGUUUUCAGUUUACCUUCAGGACUGUCGCUUCUACUGUGCUCCACUUUACUAAAUCAGCAGAUAUGGCUGCAUCAAAGGAAGUUAGUGAGUCGGCAUACUCAUUAAUUUGCAUUAUUUUCAUAUCCCCAUGUGGUUGUUGUUGCUGUUAAAGGGAAACUAGGGAACUACCCUGUUAAGCUGUAUUAGUGAGUUAUGCUCCUACAAUGGAGAAACGGACACUCUUAUUGUGAACAGAGGCUUGGUAAGCCAGAAAAGAUGGAACAACAAAAAGAACCAGUGGCACUGCCACCUUGAAGUUCUCGCACCUAUUGAUUUUGAUGGCAUCUACACGGGCCUAGUUAAAAGUAUUUUGUUAAAGAAGGACCACAUUGCACUUCAAAUGAGCCAAAGCCUCUACUCAGCAAUUUUCAAAAACAUUUCCGGCACCUAAACGGUGCAACCACGAGAAAAUACUUUGAAAUCUGAUAUGUCAUACUAACUUACCAUGGCUGAAAUUACAGCGCAAACUUCUGAAAGGGGCUGCUGGACUUUAAUUUGCUCCCAUAAUUAUGAGAAAAGACAGUAGUUUACCAGACCAUACUAAUUUAGUGUUGCUCAUUAGUGCACUUUGAGGGGGCACUUCGGAUAUAUUUUCUUGCGUCCAUGAAGUUAUUGCUCUAGACCUUGCUGUGCCUCCUGUCAUGCGUAAGAUAGUUGUUGGUAUUCAGAUCCAGAACUAAUUUCAAAUAAGCAAAAGAAAGAGAGAAAAACACCAAAUUGUCACUGAGCCGUGUUGCUGAGACAGCUGCUAACAAAGGAUGUUAGUGGCGACAUUAAAGCAGAUGUACGCUGAGGCUCUUCCAAGCAAAGGCUCUUCCUCUAAAAAAUGCUUUGCUUUAAUACUAUAUAAACUUUGUUUAACCCCGAUGGUGCAUUGAAAAUUGGCUCAGAUUACCUAGUGCUCAGAUGUAGACGCCUACAAAAAAUGACAGGUGCCUUUAGAGAGCUUUAAAACAGUGUUGCAGGCGAGCCAAGUUACCUGGUUUCAGAAUAAUGAAACAUGACUAAUUUCACAAUAUGACCCAAUCUUAGGUCUUGCUGGUCAGCUGAACAGGUUGAUGUUGAUUUUGUCUGACUGUCAGAGUUUGCAAGCAGUUUCCGCUUGAGGAACACAUGAGUUGCCUGUUCUGGAGGUUUGCCCCUGGAAGACAGGAGGAUGAAUCUUGCUAACCAUUGAAACAUCCAUCCUGGGUGGGGGCAUACAUUCCACUUUAGUCAGCAAUGCAAGCUGUGUCUGUGAUCUUGGUUACAUAAUUUUUAUCUUCCACAUUUUUUCCACGAGUCCCGUCUACUGGAUUCUUUUUGUUUGUUUUAAUGGUAGUUCAAAGCAAUAUAUAACGUUUUGCACACACACAGUUAAUUACAGGCCAUAAUAUAGAGAGCUGAGCGUGGAAGUUGCACCCAUAGCCUGUGCGAGCGAUUUCAGCUGUCCUGUGCUUGCUAUGUUCACUUAGUGGAUUAAGCAAGGGCAAAUCUCUUUUUAUGAAACAAUGUUGAAAGCCCUGAAGUAAACGACUUAAUUUUUAUCGGGACCUAAUUUUCACAAAUGGUCUGCAAUUUGCAGAAAGAGUGCCGCGAAUAAUUCACACUUGCAUCACUAUGCACAUUCAGUCCUUGCCUUUAUUGCAAAAUUUAGACACAUGCAAGUGUCUCUGAAGCACAAGAUUAGGAUGAGAACGUUGAUUUCACAAAUAAAAAGUUGUUCAGUAAGUAAAGAAAAGGCAAUUGCCAGUGAACUGUCCAAGCUGUAUUGUAUUGUUUCUCAAAUGUAACGACAAAUAUUUUUUACAGAAAGACCGUUUCGAUUGCCUGAAAUGAAACAACACUUGAGCUUGUAACACUACAUUACACCGCAUUUGAAGUCGCUCAUGCUUGCAAGGUGUACGGGUAGAGCGCGCAACUGAGGCAAAAAAAAAAAAAAGACAAGUUGCACCGCUCUGCUUUUGUUGAUGAGCUCGCUUUGCCAGCACACUACUAAACAAUGGUUUCUAGUGCACCAAGGGCUAUGCAUGCGAGUUUUCCAUACUGUGAUGCUUGACUGGCAUGCACAUUUGCCGCAACAAAGUGUCUUGAACAGUUGUCCUCACUGACGUGCAGCGAGGUGCUGGCUCGGCUUGAAUAAGUGGCUGUGUUGCUCUGCAGUUCUUUGACUGCGCCGGAUGCAGUAUGCACAAGACAAUGACGAGCUAGGCUUUUAUACUCACACAAACGUCUUUUUGGAUAGGAUGUGCGCAGCAGAGUUCUUUCUUUAAUAAAGAUUUUUUUAACUCAACAACAA